AGGAUGCACUGAGUAGCUGAACAGGUCCUCAGCCCCCAGGGGGCUGUGUGUGUGUGUGUGUGUGUGUGUACACACACUAACAAGACUCUAGGCUUUACAGGGUGACAGGGGUAGCCAAAGAGAGAACAUGUCUGUGCCUUGGGAAGAGUAUUUCCAGUUGAUCUUGGAAGAAAAGCUGCUGGCAAAGAGGCCUCCGGCGCGUGAGGAUGGCUAUAUCAGCCAUGCUACCCAACUGCUGGAGAAGAAGCAAGAAAUGGUAGAGAUGGAGGAGGCCCUGAAGGCUAAGAAGGAGGAGUUCCAGGUAAAGAUGUCAGCUCUGAAGCAGCGAAGGGAGGCACUGGACCAGAAGGAGGAUGCAUUGAAGGAGUCCAUGGUCCGCUUUGACAAGUUCCUGAAGGACACAGAGGCCAAGAAGAGCCGGGCCCUGCGCCGUGCAGAGGAAGGGCGACAGACUGCCUCCCAGAAGGAGGCUGAGGCUGCAGCAUUGAAGGAGGAAUUGAAGGGGCUCAUUCAGAGGAAGGAACAGCUGGAGCAGCAACUGCACAAAUACAGACCCUUUGCCCAGUACCUGGAGCAAGUGGUGGCCCAGUCUGAGCAGUUUGAGGAGAUCCCCGAGCUGAUGGCCCGGUUCAGUGGGUUGUUGGAAACCCGAGCCAUCCUGACCGACCAUGAGCAGGCUUUACACAAGGCCAUGGAGGAUGCAAGGGCCGAACUGCUCAAACUGGUAGAAGAAAAGAAUGAUGAGAUCCUGCAUCAGAAUAACCACAUGGCCGACCUGCAGGUCCGGCUGGAGGAGGUCAGGACGCAGGCCCUGCAAUGGGAGUCCAAAUGGGUUCACAUCCAGAACACGGCAGCCCAGAAGACUUUGCUCCUUGGGCAGAUCAAGAUGGCAGCCCUCAACUUGUUCCAGAUAGUCUGUAAGCAGAAGAAGGAAGUCCCUGCAUUGGCUGUGGAGGACACGGAGGGGCAGCUGGAGCAGGUUCAGCAGUACUUCCAGGAUCUUUCUGCCACACUGGCCAAGCAUCAUCAGGGAGAGCUGGGGCCCUCUGCCACUGACCACUAGGGAAACUGACCUGAGGGAAGCUGCCGAUGGAAGAGGUAGGUCUGGCCCCGUGUCCUGGAACACCCACAUAUGUGUGUGUGUGUCUGUGUGUGUGUGUGUGUGUGUGUGUCUGUGUGUAUGCACGCGUGUCUAGCAGAGAGCCCC
Molecule: messenger RNA, 1207 nt
Organism: Sarcophilus harrisii (Tasmanian devil)
Lineage: Eukaryota; Metazoa; Chordata; Mammalia; Dasyuromorphia; Dasyuridae
Gene: CFAP73
Product: cilia and flagella associated protein 73
Exons: 7
Coding region: 128-1063 (311 amino acids)
Biological process (GO): spermatid development
Source: RefSeq, a predicted model, not a curated record